AUGAUGAGCCGUAGCACCUGGGGCAUGCGAGGCUGGUGCCGCGCUGAGCGCACGGCCGCUGUGCUCUCGCGCGUGGAGAAGCAGCUGUUGUUCAUUUGCUCUCCGAACUCGGUCUUGGUGUCCAAUGGCAACGAAUGGGCAAGGGCUUGGCCAGGAGAAGGUGAUUUCACCGUCGAGGCCGAUCGCAGCAAAGUGAAGCAGCUCACCAAUGAGCUGCUUCAACUCAAGUGCCAUGCGCUUUGGUUGAAGCGCGAUAUGCCCAGCUGGCGCUUCUACAAGGCUUUGGGUCCACGUGGCCAGGGACAUCCUGAACCAGUGGAAGGGACGCAGGAGGCAGGGUCACUGGACAGGUUUGACGAGUUUUUAGAAGACAUGACACCAGGAUACGCCACGAGAAUGCCGUCUCUUGUUUAUUUGCAAGCUAAAUUCCCUUUUUGGGAAUAUGUGUUAGUCUUUUUCCAGGUUCCUUAA
Molecule: messenger RNA, 471 nt
Organism: Durusdinium trenchii
Lineage: Eukaryota; Dinophyceae; Suessiales; Symbiodiniaceae
Source: the annotation of a GenBank genome assembly